This is a messenger RNA of Neltuma alba, 1743 nucleotides long. Its product is annotated as disease resistance protein At4g27190-like. Gene Ontology annotation, molecular function: ADP binding. NCBI's taxonomy places the organism in Eukaryota, Viridiplantae, Streptophyta, Magnoliopsida, Fabales, Fabaceae. The transcript has 2 exons. The record is from RefSeq and is a predicted model, not a curated record. Bases 1 to 1743 code for a protein of 580 amino acids.
AUGGCAUGCCCUGGGGAAGGUAUUUUAACAGAUCUUGCCAAGAGAUUGGUAGAUAAAACCAUAAAGGAAGUUAGUUACUUUCGUCAUUUCGAGACUCAUGAUCAGGAGUUUGACGAGGACAAUCAACUUUUGUGUAGAAGAUUAGAGAAAGUUCGAAAGGAUAUUGAUGACGCCAACAUUAAUGAGCAUGAAGUUGAAGGUGAAUUUCAAGAUUGGAUAAAGAAAGCAGAUAAUCUAAUUCAAAUGAAUGCUGAAAUUAGGCAGACAAUGUUUGAUAGCUGGUGUUUUCUUAGGAAAUAUCGACAAGAUGUCAACAAGAUUCGAGGCGACAUUGCAAGGCAAUUAGUUUUGGAUUUAGAUAAAAGAGUUGAAGCAGAUCACUCAAAGCUUUUGUGGUCUAAAAUUUAUGAUUACAAAAAAAAAUUACUUAUAAUAUUAGAUGAUGUGUGGGAGAAGUUAGACCUCACCGAAAUUGGGAUUCCAUCUAGACCUGAUCACAAGAAUUGCUAUGUUUUGAUAACUACCCGCCAUUCAAAAGUUUGUGAAGCAAUGAGAUGCCACCAAACAGUUCGCCUACACAUGUUGGCUGAUGAGGAUGCAUUGACACUUUUUCUAUCUCAUGCUAGAAGUAAUGAUUCUGAGGGUCUUGCACACGAGUUUGUGAAGGAGUGUGGAGGAUUGCCAGUUGCAAUUGUAGCAUUAGCUGGAGCAUUAAGAAAUUGGCCUGCAGGUGAAUGGAAUGUGGCUUUGACAGCCUUACGAAAUUCUAAGCAAUUUGUUGAUAUUGAUGAAGAUUUAGUGACUAUUUAUAGAUGCUUGAAAUUAAGCUAUGAUCAUUUAAAUGAUGAGAAGGCUCAAAGGCUUUUUUUAUUGUGUUCUAUUUUCCCAGAAGACUAUGAAAUUCCUAUAAACCUUAUUAUUAGACUUGGUAUAGGGUUAGGAAUUUUUGGCGAGCCUGACGAAUACUGUGCAUCAAGAAGUCGAGUAGUUGCAGUAAAAAAUAAACUCAUAGCUUCUUCUUUGCUAUUGAAGGUUGAGGGAAAAGAAUGUGUAAAAAUGCAUGACUUGGUUCGUGAGGUAGCCCAGUGGAUAGCAAAAGAAGAUAUUCAGGUGAUUACAGAUUCAACAAUGACUUUAAAAGCCAACAAGCGAUUUGUGUUUUGGAGUGCUGAUGAUUUUCCUGAUCAACUUGGUGAUGCAAAACUUGAAAUUUUACUUCUUUGGAUAACUGGAAAUGCUCUAGUGAAAGAUCCAAAUGCAUUCUUUGCAGGAAUGUCAAGGCUCAAAAUUCUGUCUUUACUCAGUGGAUAUGGUAGAAAAGUUCCCACUCCAUCACUGUCACAAUCACUUCUUUCCACUCCAUCACUGUCACAAUCACUUCUUUCAUUGAAGAAUAUUCACACUAUUAUCUUGGAUGGUUGGGAAUUAGGUGACAUCUCUGUUUUGAAGAAUCUUCAAAGUCUUGUGACGCUUGAAUUGAAAAAUUGUUUAAUUAUUGAAUUGCCCAAAGAUAUCAAGGAGCUACAGAAGUUGAGAUGGUUGGGAUUAAGGAAGUGUGAAAUUCAAAAGAAUAACCCUUUUCAAGUGAUUGAAAGAUGCUCACAAUUGAAAGAAUUGUAUUUUGUCAGCAAUUACAAUGUCAAAGACUGGAAGCCAGAGGAUGAAAAAGAAAUUGAAGAUGAAAUUGCUUCUGAUAUAUCUCCUUCUACAUUGCAAUUUUUUUUAUUGCUUGUGAUGUCUUGA